Symbiodinium pilosum is the source of this 216-nucleotide messenger RNA. Lineage: Eukaryota; Dinophyceae; Suessiales; Symbiodiniaceae. The record is from the annotation of a GenBank genome assembly.
AUGGGCAAUGCUUGGGAAUGGACGGAGGACCAUUUCAAUCCGCUGGAGGGGUUCAAGGUGCACUACACCUACGAUGACUUCUCCACGCCCUGCUUCGAUGGCCGACAUCACAUCAUCAUGGGCGGAAGCUUCGUGAGCAAGUCAGACAAUGGAGCAUCGGGAUUCUGCCGCUACCAUUUCCGACCGCACUUCCUCCAGCAUUCUGGCUUCCGAUUG